AUGGCACGAAAAGCACCAAAUAUCUCUGAAGCCAAGCUCACUCGACUACUAGAGUAUAAUAAAAACCUCAGACAACAACUGGAUAUUCCCAGAAUAACAAUAUCAGAAGCAUCCACAAGCUUAAUAUUGUAUUGCAAAGAAACUAAAGACCCAUUAGUUCCUUCAGUGUGGGGACCUACUGAUAAAAAGGAAGAUCCAUUCGCACCAUCACACAGUGGAGGCUGCUGCACAAUCAUGUAA
Molecule: messenger RNA, 240 nt
Organism: Mucor velutinosus
Lineage: Eukaryota; Fungi; Mucoromycota; Mucoromycetes; Mucorales; Mucoraceae
Exons: 2
Coding region: 1-240 (79 amino acids)
Biological process (GO): G protein-coupled receptor signaling pathway
Cellular component (GO): heterotrimeric G-protein complex
Molecular function (GO): G-protein beta-subunit binding
Source: RefSeq, a predicted model, not a curated record